UGAAUUUAAUCAGGUUUGAGGUCCGGGUCUCAGAGAGAAUGAGCGAGAAGGAGGAAAAGGAGAUGAGAAACCGAGUACCAAAGCCAAGGAUCUGAUCUCUGUGUAUGAGAGAAGGAGCUCUUCCAGAAGCUAAGCUGCUUCUGGUUCUCUUUUAUAUGAUCUAGGCUCUGAUGCGAAGAUAUCUGUUUUUACGGGCGUCUUCUACGGAGCUUUUGGUUGUUUUUUAGUUGAUUUUAGAGCUUCGGAGGGGGCUCUCAAGCUUUUCAGAUAUCUCUUAGAGGUCUCCGGAGGCGUCUGCGUGCGUGUGUGGAGCUCAAAUCGCUUUGAGCUUGGGAUCAGUUGUGGCUAGCGUGUUUCUUGUUCUUAGCGCACUGUUAGCCUUGUGACUCGCAGCGGUCUGAGAGCAGGUUAGUCUUCUUGCCUGGUUUUGCAGGAGACCACUCCAACCUUCUGUUUGCUAAAGUGCGCCGGUGGCUACAGAUGACGGGAAUCCGUUAACCAGUCAAUCUAAGCUUACAUUGGGGCGAAAAAAGAGAAACCUUUGGGUUAAUGUUUCUGUAUUCAAAGAUUUGUGAUCAUCAUUCAGCAUAAUUGAAGAUUGUUUAUGAGGAUUUCUCUGAGGGGUUAUAAUCAUCCCGGUGGUGUGACCCGUUUGUCAUUUUAGUGGGUUAGAUGUCGUUCCGGAGCAUCGUUCGUGAUGUGAGGGAUAGUAUUGGGAGUUUAUCCAGGAGGAGUUUCGAUGUUAGGUUUACAGGCCAUCAUAGAGGCAAAUCUCAAAGUUCAGUCCAUGAGUUGCAUGAUGAACCUGUUAUUCAGCACAGCUGCUGGGCUAGUCUCCCCCCUGAAUUACUACGUGAUGUGAUUAAGAGGUUGGAAGCAAGCGAGACCACUUGGCCUUCUCGCAAGCAUGUAGUUGCAUGUGCAGCUGUUUGCAAAUCAUGGAGAGAAAUGUGCAAGGAAAUUGUCAAAAGUCCAGAGUUCAGUGGGAAGCUUACUUUUCCAGUUUCUCUAAAACAGCCUGGGCCUCGCGAUGGAACUAUUCAAUGCUUCAUCAAGCGGGACAAAUCGAAUUUAACCUACCACCUUUUCCUGUGCCUUAGCCCUGCUUUGCUUGUUGAAAAUGGGAAGUUCCUUCUCUCUGCAAAAAGGAACCGGCGGACUACUUGCACAGAAUAUGUAAUAUCCAUGGAUGCUGAUAACAUAUCAAGAUCAAGCAAUACCUAUAUUGGAAAACUGAGGUCAAAUUUCCUUGGUACAAAAUUUAUUAUCUAUGACAACCAACCUCCCUAUAACUGUGCCCAUGUCUCCCCACCGGGCCGGACAAGCCGCAGAUUCUACUCAAAGAAAGUGUCCCCCAAAGUUCCUUCCGGCAGUUAUAACAUAGCCCAGAUUACAUAUGAAUUGAAUGUGCUGGGCACACGCGGUCCUCGUCGGAUGCAUUGCACCAUGCAUUCCAUCCCUGCCUCAGCCCUUGAUGCUGGUGGGACUGUUCCUGGUCAGCCUGAGCUACUCCCUCGGUCCCUUGAGGAUUCAUUCGGCAGCAUUUCCUUUUCAAAGUCCAUUGAUCAUUCAGUCGAGUUCAGCAGCUCUCGGUUCUCAGAUAUUGCUGGCCCCCGUGAUGACGAUGAGGAAGGCAAGGAGAGACCCCUGAUUCUCCGAAACAAGGCCCCAAGGUGGCAUGAGCAGUUGCAGUGUUGGUGCUUGAACUUCCGUGGGCGAGUAACUGUUGCCUCCGUAAAGAACUUCCAGUUGAUCGCAGCUACACAACCAGCUGCUGGCGCACCAACGCCAUCCCAACCAGCCCCACCGGAGCAUGACAAGAUCAUUCUGCAAUUUGGCAAAGUUGGGAAGGAUAUGUUCACCAUGGACUAUCGCUAUCCAUUGUCUGCAUUUCAGGCUUUCGCUAUCUGCUUGAGCAGCUUUGACACCAAGUUGGCUUGUGAAUAGACGUUAAGAAUGGUAAAGAGCAGGGAGGGGAAGAAAGGUAGUUGAUGGUUGUUCUUGAUAGGAAAUGAUCGUCAAUGUAUUCAGUUGCUGUAAACUCACUGUUCCUGUAGUUUGCAGCUGAGUCAACUACGCGGAUUGGAGGGAAAUCUACACUUCGUUCUCUGUGCUUUUUCCCUUCUCUCCUUUCCUUUCUCUAUUGUUUCCAUUGUUCACAAAAUGUCAACUGCAUGUGAUACCUUAAAUUUAUUCAUCAUCUUUAUUAGUUAUACAAGUUCUGAGAUACUGGGAACUCUGAAACGUGAACUUGUGGGAACUGUUUCAAUUGUUUCUUUGCCCGAAGCUGAAGGGAUCCAAUUUUCCAAGGUUUAUUCA
This is a messenger RNA of Nelumbo nucifera (sacred lotus), 2319 nucleotides long. Lineage: Eukaryota; Viridiplantae; Streptophyta; Magnoliopsida; Proteales; Nelumbonaceae. The record is from RefSeq and is a predicted model, not a curated record.